GAGCACCUUUAUAGAGGUGGUGAUGUGGCCAUGGAGUCUGGUUUUGUUGCAGGGAGGCGGUCUCUCCUCAGCUCCAGCCCUCCUCAUCUGUCCACCUGGUGUCGACGUUGGGAGCAAGGUGGUUGCCUUAGCGAUGGAUGGGGAGACGGAGCCAAACCCUGUCAUGGCAGAGGAGAAGGCGGAGCUCCUCGAUGCCACUCCUUCAUCCCGACAACCGACCCCACCUCCAGCCGAGGCGGCUGGGGAGGAGGUAUCCAUGGAAACAGGAGAGGAAGCCACAAAGGAGGGUGGCACAGAGGACGACGAUGAUGAUGUAGUUCUUGUAGAGGAGGAGGCUGAAAGGCCUGCCUCCUCUCAAGAUGAAUCCAACGCAGCGAGUGCAGAGCAAUCAGCUGUUGAGGCUGCAGAUGCUGCAGAGGAGGACGCAGCAGCAGCAGCAGCAGCAGCGACGCCUUCCAAGAGCCCCGAGUCUCCUCCGUCUUCCAAUGCAUCCAUGGCGGCGGUAUCCCAGAAGCCCCCAACCACAGCACCAGAGCCCAUCGUCAUCGAUGACGAGGAGGACUGUGAACAGAAAGAGAGCUCUUCCCUCUCGCCUUUGCCCCCCGGAGACUCGUCUGCAUCCCACUCACCUGGCGGACUCAGCAGCAAAGAUCCAGAUUCAGAAAUCAGGAUCUCAAGCGUUACCACUUUAGGUCCCAGCAGCCAGAAAACCUCUGCAUCAAACACACCAACACAUCCAGACGAUUCCCAGGCAGACAUAAACCUAAUGAUCACCUCUGUGACGUCCCUCCAAGGUGAAGCAGCAGCUGUCAUAGAGGGAGUUGAGAACGAUACGGAGGAGAACGGUCUGCAGAUCAGCAGUGCCUUCAGUCUGAAUCCUGAAACCCCGUCUGCUCGAUCAACCACCUCCUUUAACCCGGGCCGAGGCUCAGGCUCCGCCAGCCAGCUGAUCCAGAAUGGAGAGGCGGGGACACACAAGGGAGCAGACUCCUGGAUCUCUCAGUCGGCGUCGGUUCCCCGCAGCCAAAAGCAAACCGGGGUGGACUCGCCAUCGCCUGCCACCUCGCUACCUAAGCCUGCAGGCCAGUCUUCCACCUCUACUUCCUCCUCAGGCUCCCAGACACAACCAAGGACGGUCAAGGUGACCUGCGCUAACUGUAAAAAGCCUCUAAAGAAAGGCCAGACAGCCUACCAGCGAAAAGGCUCCUCCCACCUGUUCUGCUCCACCACCUGUCUCUCUGCCUUUUCACACAAACCUACACCCAAGAAAACCUGUACUAUGUGUAAAAAAGACAUCACGCAUAUCAAGGGCACAAUUGUUGCCCAGGUCGACUCCAGCGAGUCUUUUCAGGAGUUCUGUACAACCGGCUGCUUGGGCGCGUACGAGAACAAGCACAACCCGCCUAAAACUGGGAUCAAAAACAAAUGCACCGUAUGCGGAAAACUCACAGAGAUUCGACAUGAGGUCAGCUUUAAAAAUGUGACCCAUAAGAUCUGCAGCGACACAUGUUUCAACGUUUACCGUAAAGCCAACGGGUUGAUCAUGAACUGCUGUGAGCAGUGUGGCGACUACCUGCCCAGUCGGGCUUCAGCCAACCACUUCCUGCUGGUCGAUGGCCAGCAGAAACGCUUCUGCUGCCAGAACUGCAUCAGGGAUUACAAACAGGCUCACAGUAAACUUGCAACCUGUAUGACUUGCAAAACACUAAUCAAGACAGGGGAAGUUCUCCAAACCCUUGGAGCAAACGGCACCAUGAGCUCCUACUGCUCUGUGAGCUGCAUGAACAAGGGCAAACUCACCUCAUUGAUCAACAAAGAACCGACAUGUGAUUUCUGUAAAAGAAGCUCCUUGCCGCAGUACCAGGCCACGCUGCCAGAGGGCAGCAUCCUGAACUUCUGCAGCUCACAAUGUGUUACUAAGUUCCAGAAUGCUUCCCUUCAAACAACCACUAACGGUCAGAUGCCCCUCAGCAACAGCUCUGUCCAGCUGAAAUGCAACUACUGCCGAGGAGCGUUCAGCCUGAAGCCUGAGAUUCUGGAGUGGCAGGAUAAGGUCUAUCAGUUCUGCAGUAAGACUUGCUGCGAGGAUUAUAAGAAGCUCCACUGCAUUGUGACGCUUUGUGAGUACUGCCAAGAAGAGAAGACCCUUCAUGAGAUGGUCAAGUUCUCUGGUGUUAAGAGGCCGUUCUGCAGUGAAGGCUGUAAGCUGCUGUUUAAACAGGAUUUUAUCAGACGUCUGGGGCUGAAGUGUGUGAGCUGCAACCACUGCAACCAGCUUUGUAAGAGAGGCAUCACGCGGCAGCUGGGGGGCUUGACCCGGGACUUCUGCAGCGAGGCUUGUGCUAAGAAGUUCAAUGACUGGUACUACAAGGCGGCGAGAUGCGACUGCUGCAAAGUGCAGGGAAACCUGACUGAGUCUGUGAUGUGGAGAUCAGAGAUGAAGCAUUUCUGUGACCAAGAGUGUCUGUUGAGGUUCUACUGUCAGCAGAACGAUCCCAUCAUGGUCACACAGAAGGGACCAGAGAACACCACUCUAGGUAUAGACGUACAAGCAGCAAAAACUGGGCUGGUGAAUCAGAGUGCCGUCACAUACUCCAGUGGGGGGGUGAUUAGAGAUGUGAAGAAUAAGGCGGUGCUCUGCAAACCGCUGACCCUGACCAAAGCCACCUACUGCAAACCACACAUGCAGAGCAAACAUCUACAGACAGAUGUUGACGACGGCGUGAAGAGGGAGUAUAUUCCUGUACCUAUUCCUGUGCCCGUCUUCAUCCCAAUGCCUAUGAACAUGUAUGCCCAGGUCACCCCUACUCCACUCUCUAUGCCUGUACCGGUUCCUGUGCCUGUGUUUCUACCCACCACCCUCCAGGGGGCAGAAGAGAUCAUUCAGACCAUGAAGGAUCUGAAAGCUGAGAUGCCCUCCAACAGCAUGGAAGCUGAUGUAAUAAUCAAAGAUGACGAGAAGCCAGACGUGAAAGAGUUGAUAGUGAAGGAAGACUGUGUCAAAGGCGAGUCCUCCAGCAGUAGCUCAGAGGAAGAGGAGGAGGUAGAGGAAGAAAAAUACGACCCUGACCUGGAUCUAGAGGCAGAUUUUCCUCAAGCAUCAGAACCUGUUCCAGCGCUGGAAGGAAUGGAUGAGGAUAUGGGCUUUUCUUUGCCUCCAGUCCUAGCAGAGGAGAAGGAGGACCUCCAGGAAUCCGUACCUCGACCACAACCCAGAAAAAUGGGAAGUAAAAGGAGGGCCCUGGAAGAUUUGCGCUCAUCCUCUCCAUCACAUUCAAGUAGCAACUUAGCAGGCAGAUCGCUGCCGCUCAAAUCCCGCUACGGCAUCAAUGCCUGGAAACGCUGGGCGCUGUCCCUCUCUGACCAAUCAGAAGACGCCAAAGAAAAAGAUACCUCCAAACCAACACGGUCGAAAAGUAACCUGUUGACGUUAAAAGCAGCGGAGCUGAAUGUUGCACUGUCCCGAUUUGUCCGGGAGGCCUGCAGGCCCAACGGGGAGCGCUACUCUCCAGACAGCAUCCUCUACCUCUGUCUGGGAAUACAGCAGCAUCUUCAUGCCAAAGGCCGGAAGGAUGAUCUGUUCGGUGACCCCUGUUACCAGCAGUUUGGAGAGGAGCUCAACAAGGUGCUCAAAGACUGGCAGCCCAGCGUGCUUCCUGAUGGCUCGCUGUGGGGUCGAGUGGAGGAGCAGAGCCUGUGGAGCGGCCAGCACCUCGGGGAGCAGAGUCCAGCCUCCCUGCUACGCUCUCUGGUUUACCUGAACACUAAAUACUUUGGCUUGCGCACGGUGGAACAGCACCUGCGUCUCUCCUUCGCUAACGUUUACGGGCCGGACACCAUCCAUCCUGUCAGCAAGGAGAGCAGCGUCUGCAUCCGGGUUCCCUCCAUCUCUCAGGAUCACCACAGAGACGUACCGACAGCAUCUAGGAAGAGGAAGCGUAAGCUAAACGAAGAAGAAGAGGAGGAAAACGAGGGCUCGGGGGGCUCGUCUGUUCACUGCCCGGUAAAGAAGCACGAGUGUCGUCUCUAUGAGCUCUAUAGAUCCAAAUGUCCACCGUUGCUGUGGGAGCGCCUCGACGUCUUCUACGUUCAGCCCGAUCCCACCUGCAGCCCCGCUGACCCCGUGUGGUUCAGCUCCACUCCCCUGGAGCGCCAGAUCCUAGAAAGCCUCCUGACCAGAGUCCUCCUGGUCAGAGACAUUUACACAGACAAGCCACUCCUGGAGGAAGAUGAGGAAGAGGACAGCCGCGGUGAAGAAGACGGAGGAGAGUAGCACCGGCCUAGACUGUUUUUCGUAGAACCUGAGAGGAACAUUUAGGAUAAUCUAGUUGUAUGUUUUCCCCCUUCAGCUGUCUUUAUCCUCAUCUCUUCACCGACUCUUGUGACUUAUUGUUUCCUCCUGGUGAGGGACACCCACUGCAAGUAGAGGAUGCUUACAGUGGAGGUGAAAAGCAGCCCAGACUGUAACUUCUGCCUCAAAAAUUAAUUCAGAGGAAAAAGCUUUUGGUUUUAGAAGCUGGAGGAAAAGGAAGGCGAAGGACAAAGAAGGAAGAUGGAAGAUGGAGGCGGAAACGCACCCAGAAAUGUCAAGGAUGGCGUGGAUUUGAAGGAAUCUGAAAUACAGAUUUCAGUUCUCAAACCCACAGCUUGGACAAAGAGAUAUCAGUAAUCCCCCCUAGUCACCACUAAUAGAUUCAAAACACUUUCACAUCCACGUCCUCCUCACUGUUACUUGAUUGGAAAAAAACAGAAGGAAACACUUCUCAGUACAAGAGAGAAAAACGGUUUAAAAAGAUUAAAAAAAAUAAAAAGGCAACAGAAAAGUGGAGAAAGUAUUGCAGCCUGAAACUAGGUGAUAUCAACUGUUCCACCAGGAAAUCUGUUCUUGAAAUGAAAACCAAAAAAUCCACCGUGUUUUAAGUUCAUUAGGGUAACGCGUCUGGAAGAAGUUUAGUUCUUAGUGUGAGACGUUUGACGUUCAGCUCGUCUGUGAGGGCCGGCACACUGCACGCUGUUUUCUAUGAAGGAGAGAAUUGCAUCAAUUAAAGCAUUAAUUCCAUACAUUAUUUUUAUUCAUUGGAGGUUUUGUUUUUAUUUUAAGGUAUUCCUUUCAUCCCACAUGGUGAAAACAUGGACGCACUUAUAGUUGGAAUCCACUUCCUGCUCGAUCGUCAAUACAGAAAAACAAGGGAUUGUUCAGGUUAUCCAAACCCAGGAUGCCUUAGAAAUGGUUGGACAGUAAUAAACUAUAUAUCCACAUAUAAGUACUCAAACACAAUCUAAUCUAUCAGCUGUUUAGAAACCUGUAUUUAUCUAGAUGUGUUAGAAAUGCACUGAUCAGAUAUCUUGGUCAAUUUCCAAAAUCUCCCUAUUUUUGGAAGCUCUGAUCCACCUGCACAAAAUUUAAUUAGUUGUCCAAUCUCUUUUAGUACUAAAAAGUAGAAUUGCUGACA
Cyprinodon variegatus (sheepshead minnow) is the source of this 5453-nucleotide messenger RNA. RefSeq names its product zinc finger, MYM-type 2 (gene zmym2). NCBI's taxonomy places the organism in Eukaryota, Metazoa, Chordata, Actinopteri, Cyprinodontiformes, Cyprinodontidae. The transcript is spliced from 25 exons. The record is from RefSeq and is a predicted model, not a curated record. Gene Ontology annotation, molecular function: zinc ion binding. The coding region runs from base 23 to 4273 and encodes 1416 amino acids.